This is a messenger RNA of Clarias gariepinus (North African catfish), 802 nucleotides long. It is a transcript of the gene mrpl48, whose product is annotated as mitochondrial ribosomal protein L48. The record is from RefSeq and is a predicted model, not a curated record. Gene Ontology annotation, cellular component: mitochondrial ribosome. NCBI's taxonomy places the organism in Eukaryota, Metazoa, Chordata, Actinopteri, Siluriformes, Clariidae. Bases 118 to 744 code for a protein of 208 amino acids. The transcript has 8 exons.
CACGAGUAAGAGACAAAGCCCGGAAAUGCAUGCAGGGUUGAAUUAAAAUGUUAUAUUAAUGGAUGGAUUGAUUUUUAUUUACAUUCUGACUGGAAUUUAAUUCUGAGGACUGAAGCGAUGACUGCUUUAGCCGGAAAGAGUUUGCUCAUGCAGAACACCCGAGCCCUGGUCCAGGCUGUAUCUCUGAUUCGGUCUUCUGUACUACAGCAUCAGGUGUCACCAGGCGUCUUUCUUCCUGAGAGACAGUACAGAUCCAUGCCUACACAUGGGAUUGGUCGAUAUAAGUACCUGCUUCCGAAGGAGACGCAAAAGAAGAAGAAGGAUAAACUUCAGAUCAAGGAGAUCAAGUCAGCGACGGAAACUGAGUACGGUGUGCUGAACAUGAAGGUCUCUGGAUAUGACAUGACCCUGGUGGAACAUUACGCUCAGUACAUCCAUAAACUCUGUAACCGCCUUGACAUCAAAGUGAGCGACAGCUACGCCUUGCCUACUAAGAGCACAGAAGUCAUGAUCAUGCCUGAGCAGGGCACCAAGAUGUAUGUUGAUGCCGUGCUUAAAACUCACGAACGGGUUGUUCAGGUAACCGAAAUGAAGGCGACGCUGGCUCCGAUGCUAAUGGAGGUCGUUCUUAGAAACCAACCGGAGGGAGUUCAGCUCUUGAUAAAUGAGCACACUGAGGCAGAAUACAAAGCCCGGUUCAAAGCCAGACCGGAACUCGACGGACUUCUGGCACAAAUUAGUUAAAAAGGCAUUUGGAUUUGUUAUCUGUUUUGUUAAACCUUAAAAUAAACGUGUACUUGGA